This is a messenger RNA of Heterocephalus glaber (naked mole-rat), 3800 nucleotides long. RefSeq names its product FA complementation group G (gene Fancg). Gene Ontology annotation, biological process: interstrand cross-link repair. Gene Ontology annotation, molecular function: protein binding. Lineage: Eukaryota; Metazoa; Chordata; Mammalia; Rodentia; Bathyergidae. The record is from RefSeq and is a predicted model, not a curated record. Gene Ontology annotation, cellular component: Fanconi anaemia nuclear complex.
GAUUUCGGAGGGCCCUACUCGUCAGCGCCAGACUGAUACUGAGACGCUGUGUCUGCGCUGGAAUUUCCGGGCCGCACUACGACCCCCAGCAUGCACUGCGCGUGGCGGCGCGCUGGAGGGAAACCUCGCGGCCCGGGGGCGUGGCUGCGAGGAAGGGCUGAGCCCCGCCUGCUGUCGUUUGGAAGAUUGGUUCUGGACCACCUUCCCUAAAAGUGGGCUCUGAGAGGACCCAGCUAGCGAAACGGCGAGCCUUGUGAUUCUGCCACUAAGGCACGCCACUCCACCUCUGGCCAGUUUGGGUUCUUUCCCCAGUUUCCCGCCGGAACAGACUUUGGAAGUGGACCAACCGAAGCCGAGUUUUGCAGUCCCAGCCCACCGGAGGCGAGCGGUGCCAGAUUAACUUUGGAAAGGGUGGGUCGUCCAGGUUGGGGCCCGAGGGGAGCAGGGUGUACCAUCGGCCAGCAUGUCCCGUCGGACCCUUCUGUGCGCCUCCACUCCACGCGCCAGCUGCCUAGACCUGUGGAGGGAAAAGAACGAUCGACUUGUUCGACGGGCCAAGGAACUGGUGCCUCAGGAGUGUAGUCUAAGACGACAGCAGUUGACUCAAGACAUACUGGAGGGGCUCAGCGGGCUCCUCCACAGUCUGCAAGGGCUCCCUGCAGCUGUUUCUGUUCUUCCUUUGGAGCUGACUGUUACCUGUAACUUCAUUAUCCUGAGGGCAAGCCUGACCCAGGGUUUCACUGAAGACCAGGCCCAGGAUAUCCAACAGGCCUUAGAGAGAGUGCUGGAGACCCAGGAGCCGCUGGUUCCCAGGUUGGAACAGGGGCUCAGGGAGCUAUGGGACUCUGUUCUCCAUGCUUCCUCCCUCCUGCCGGAGCUGCUCCCUGCCCUGCACCUCUUGGCUGGCCUGCAGGCAGCCCUUUGGCUGAGCACUGACCAUCUUGGGGACCUGGCCUUGUUGUUGCAGGCGCUGAAUGGGAGCCAGAAUAGGGCCUCUGAGGAUCUGUUGCUGCUUCUAAAAACUUGGAGCCCUCCAGCUGAGGAAUCAGAUGCCCCAUUAAUCCUGCAGGAUGCCUGGGGUUUGAGAGAUGUACUUUUGACAGCAUCUGCUUUCCACCAAGGCCUCCAGGAGCUGAUCACAGGGAGCCUACCCAAGGCACUGAGUAGCCUGCAUGAAGCAGCCUCAGGCCUAUGUUCACGGCCUGUGCUGGUCCAGGUGUAUACAGCACUGGGGAACUGUCUCCGUAAGAUGGGAAAUCCACAGAGAGCACUGCUCUACUUGAUUGCAGCCUUAAAAGAGGGGUCAGCCUUGGGUCUUCCCCUUCUGGAGGCUUCCAGAUUAUAUCGGCAACUGGGGAACACAACAGCAGAGCUAGAGAGUCUGGAGCUGCUGUUUGAGGCCUUGAGUGUCACUCAUAAAUCUGAAGCUCCCCACAUUCUCAUUGAGGUAGAACUGCUACUCCCACAACCUGGCCCAGCCUCUCCCCUUCACUGUGGCACACAGAGCCAGGUCAAGCACCUACUAGCAAGCCGAUGUCUACAGAUGGGGAGGGCAGAAGAAGCUGCAGAGCAUUACUUGGACCUUUUGGCCCUGUUAUUGGAUGUCUCAGAGCCAAGGUUCUCCCCACCCCCAUGUCCCCCAGGACCCUGUAUGCCGGAGGUGUUCUUGGAGGCAGCAGUAGCACUGAUCAAGGCAGGCCGAGCCCAGGAUGCUUUGACUGUAUGUGAGGAGCUACUCAGCCGAACAUCAUCUCUGCUUCCUAAGAUGUCCUGGUUGUGGGAAGAUGUCCGAAAAGGAACCAAGGAACUGCCACACUGCCCACUCUGGGUCUCUGCUGCCCACCUGCUUCAGGGCCAGGCCUGGGUUCAACUGAGGGCCCAAAAAGAGGCAGUCGGUGAAUUUAGCCAUUGUCUUGAGCUGCUCUUCAGGGCCGUGCCUGAGGACAAAGACCAAGGAGGAGCUUCCAACUGUGAGCAGGGGUGUAGUUCAGAUGUGGCACUGCAACAUCUUCGGGCAGCCGCUCUGAUCAGUCGUGGACUGGAAUGGGUAGCCAGUGGCCAGGAUACCAAAGCCCUACAGGACUUCCUCCUCAGUGUGCAGGUGUGCCCAGGACACAGAGAUGCUUCGUUUCACCUGCUUCAGACUCUGAGGAAUCUGAAUCGGAGGGAUGAGGCCAAUGCUGUCUGGUGGAAGCUGAAGACCCAAACUCAGGUGCCACAGGAAGAAGCUACCUGGCAUCACCCUUUUUGAUCUCCAGGUCUCUCCCCCUGUACCUGGAAACAUAUUUGAGCUGGAUUCAUCCACCUGACUGUGAAACCCUCCUUGAAGAGUUUCAGACUUCGCUAACAGAGUCUUGUUGACCUACAGCCACCACAUUUCCAAGACCUUGGGCUGGGACCUCAAGCUCUCUGUGGGGAGAACGUUUUUCUGUCUUGCCCUGGAGAAUGUGGCUGAAGCUGACCAUUCCUAUAUAAAUCCUGUACUGGUGAGGUUGGAGAUAGUCCUAUGAAAUUUGGCCCAUUAUUGCCAUUCUGGUUCCAGAGCAAGCAUUGCCUACCACCAAGGAGUUAUUGCCUUUGAUCAUGGCACCUUUUUUCCUGUUUUCUUUUUUCUUGUGUUGAGUAGAACUCAUGUUUCUUUUUCUUUUCUUUUUUGAGACAGGGUCUCACUAUGUAGUUCAGGGUGGGCUUGGACUCACUGUGUAACCCAGGCUGGCCUUGAACUCGUAGCAGUCCUCCUGCCUCAGCCUCCUGAAUGCUGGGAUUACAGGCGUGCACCACCAUGCCUGGCAAACUCAUGUUUCUUGUCUGCCUACUACACAUAGUUGAGUGUUGGUUGCCUAAGAUCCCUCUCCCAACUUUUUUUUUUUUUUGCAGGGGAUAGGGGAGUAGUGCUGGGGAUUGAACCCCGGGCCUCACAAAUGAACCCCUAGCUCUUCAACAUCUGUUUUAUGAGCUUCAGGUAUAGGUAUGAGAAAAACUAACCCUUCCUCUGGAACCAGUACUUUAGCCCUUUCCAUUGCCUAAAACCAGGGCCUCAAAGUGCAGGAUCCUGUGCUAGGUGAGUGUGAGUGGAGUUAGGUCUGGUGGGUGAUCUAGAUGGGCCUCUCAAGACAUGGCAGGUAUGGUACUUUAUACUGAAUAGAGAUGGGCAGUCUUCUGCUCUCCCUACCCUGUCCUUACUAGAAAUUGAAUCUCAGCCAAAUGUGUCUGUGUGGUAGAAGGAUGAAUUGAGUCAACAUUCACCAAGAGCCAGCAGUCAUCUUGGGCCAGCAGUCAUCUUGGGCCCAAAGACUUCUAGUCCCAGCAUACAAUUUUCUUGCUGCCUUGGGCUGUAUUGAAUCUGCUGUGUUCUGUGGUUGUCCUUUGACCUCUCUGGACUUGAAUGCCCUGGAGUGUAAUAGGAAUUAGUGAGACAGGAGUUAGGGUUCUAUUGAUCACAGGUUCUAUUAAGGACAGUGGCCCCAAAAUGGAGUCUGGUGAGUCAAGACCCACCAAGGACCUUACAAAAUGUGACAGCUGUCCUGCUGGCCGGGGCCUCCCCAGAGCAUGACUAGACAGCCAACCCAUUGGCUCAAGGGCACAUAGGUCUUGCAUGGACACUGAGUGAACACUGCAUAGAUUGGACCCUAAAAAAUAAGUAGUCUUCUAGGGCGAGAUUAUAUUGUUUACACAACGGCUCAAGCUGCCUUCUAAAUCCCUUAAAACCCCUUAGACAAAGAAAGAGCACUCGUGGUUAUCCAGAGUGGGAGCUUUACACCUUACUUUUGUAUCUUUUAAAUAAAUUUGCUUGCACCCUA